This is a messenger RNA of Erythranthe guttata (spotted monkey flower), 1009 nucleotides long. RefSeq names its product chaperone protein ClpC, chloroplastic. NCBI's taxonomy places the organism in Eukaryota, Viridiplantae, Streptophyta, Magnoliopsida, Lamiales, Phrymaceae. The record is from RefSeq and is a predicted model, not a curated record.
CCAGCACAACUCGCAAAUAAAACCCUAGUGAGUCCACCACUUCUCCUCGCCACUCCAUCCACACUGUACAACCCGGCUGCCGCAGUCUGCAGACAACCAUGAUUUAUGAUUUUGUCCGAGUAACCUAUUUGCCUUGGGUCGGUGUGGUAAGUAGUGCGCAGUUCGAGAGGGGUUCUACUUCUAAUGAAGCAAGAGAGGGAGCCACUAUGUCUUGGAAAGACAAGUCUACUAAGCUUCAAUUAACUCGGAGGUUCAACAAGGCUUCUAAUGAAGCAAGAGAAGGAGACACUAUGUCUAUGAGGUUGAAAGAGAAGAAUGCUGCUGUGAGGUUGAAAGAGAAGAAGGCUAUUGAGCUUCAAUUAACUAAGAGGUUUCUGCUUGGGGUUUUGUCCUGGCCUCUGCCGCUUGUUAAGGUUGUAUUGGAGCUUAAUAUGGCGGAGAUGGUGAGUUUCGGUGAAGUUAAAGGAGGUGAUUCGGUUAUUGUUGACCUUGAUUCUCAUGGCAAGUUGGUCAUUAUUCGAGGUAGUAGCAGCGCUGCUCCACGGUUCCGGGAACCGAUUGUUCUCUAGAUGCGGGCUCCGUUGACCUUUUUCCUGUCUUUGUGGAAGUGAAUGGUGUGGAGCCAGUAGUACAACAAGGAUGGCUUAGUUUCUAGACUAUAUUUAUACUGAAUAAUGUGCACGUUAUUUUAGUGUUUUUUUUUUUUAUCACUAACAAGUUUUAUUCUUCCAGAUAUGUGUCUGGUUGGUUCUUAUUUGUUUGGUAGAAACAUGUGAAGUUUUUUUUCUUCUUCAUGUCUGCAGUGGAGAAAGAAAUAUAGAGUUAUGGACUGGGAAGUCGAACGUCCAUCUCUCUCAAUGCUCUCAUAUGUUUCGUUUCUGAUAAAAAAAAAUAUAGUUGUUUCGAAUUUGUACAAGCAUUAGGAUGGGGUAAACCUCGUCUUUGUGAAUAUAGUUGGCAGCUAUUCUACUCUUUGUGCCAUAAUAAUGAUACUGCCGUCUUGCUUGCC